AUGGGUGGGGUGAGAGCGAGCGACGCGCGGGCGAUGUUGGACGCGCUGGAGGCGUUGACGCCGGGGACGCGGCUGGCGAACGGCGCGUUCGAGGUGACGUCGACGCGGCGAGUGAUGCCGUACGACGUCGUGGCGGUGGAGCUGGAACACGUGAAGACUGGGGCGAAGCACUUACACGUGGGGGCGGACGAUUCGAAUAACAGUUUUAACGUUGCGUUCAGGACGACGCCUCGGGACUCCACGGGUGUCGCGCACGUGUUAGAGCACACGGUUUUGUGCGGGAGCGAAAAGUACCCGGUGAGAGAUCCGUUCUUUAACAUGCUUCGACGAUCGUUGAGCACUUUUAUGAACGCGAUGACGGCGAGCGAUUUCACGUGCUAUCCGUUCUCCACGAUGAACCGGGUAGACUAUAAGAAUUUGCUCGACGUCUACCUCGACGCCGCCUUCUUCCCGAAGAUUGCGGAGAUCGACUUCUCUCAAGAGGGGCAUCGUUUCGAGUUCGCGAAGAUGGAGGACCCGACAAGCGAUUUAAUUUACAAGGGGAUCGUUUUCAACGAGAUGAAGGGGGCGAUGGGGUCGCAGAGCGCUCGGUACGGUCGCGCGCUCGGAGAGCACCUCUUCCCGACGUCGACGUACCACUGGAACAGCGGUGGUGAUCCGAUCAACAUCCCGGAUCUCACGUACGAGCAACUGAGAAACUUCCACGCGGUGCACUAUCACCCGUCGAACUCCAAGUUUUACACGUACGGCGAUUUCCCUCUCGAGGAGACACUUCAACAAAUCGAAGACUCGGCUCUGAGCCGUUUCGACAAGUUCGACGUCAGCAAGCUCGUCGUGGAGGACGAAAAGCGAUUCAUCGCACCGAAGAGAGUCGAGGUGACCGUUCCCGCCGACGCCGUCGUCGCUGAUAAGAACAAGCAGUCGAUCAUCUCCCUCGCGUGGCUCAUGAUAAACCAAAUCAAAGAACCGGUCUCGCUCGACAACUUUGCGCUCGGCGUCGCCAGUGACUUGCUCACGAACGGGCCGCAAUCGUACUUCUACGAAGCCCUACUCGAGCCCCGUCUCGGGAGCGCGUUCGCCUCGGGAACUGGCUACAACGGUUCUCGCCGCGAGACGUCCUUCGCGGUUGGUUUGAAGGACGUCGCGGAGUCGGAUGUGAACAAGGUGGAAAAGAUCAUCGAAGAAGUUCUCGAGCGUAUCGCGCGCGAGGGCUUCCCGCGAGAGCGGGUCGAGGCGGUGAUGCAUCAAAUCGAGCUCGACUCGGCCGUGGUGACGACACAGUUCGGUCUUUACACAGGAUUCGGCGCGUACUCGACGUGGGUGCACGACGGCGACGCCCUGAACGCGCUGCGCACCCCGGAGCUCGCUGCGAAGCUCAAUUCUGCGCUCGAUGCCGAUCCGCAGUACUGGCAAAAAUUGAUCAAGAAGUGGUUCUUGGACAACAAGCAUCGUCUCACCAUCACCGCUCGCACCGACGAGGAGUACGACAAGAAGCUUGACGAGGCAGAGAAGAAGAAGCUUAAGCAAAUCGAAAAGAUGCUGAGCGAUGAAGAAAAGCAGAAGAUCGUUGCCAACGCGUUGCUCCUGAAGGAUAAUCAAGACAAGAAAGAGGACGUGUCCGUUUUGCCAACGCUUGUAGUGUCUGAAGCCGUAGAAAAGGAUAUCAAGCGCUGGGGGUCGAAGCAUACGAAAAUUGCCGACGGCGUCCCGCUUCAGUACGACGAGCAGCCGACGAAUGGAGUCGUCUACUUCACCACGCACUUCGAUCUUGAUGGGCUUCCCGAACGUCUUGUUCCGUAUUUAGAUUUAUUCACGGACUUUAUGGAUCAACUCGGCACGGAAAAGAUGAAGUUCAAGGAUUUGGCGGAAGAAAUCAAGCUCCGUACAGGAGGUUUCUCGGUUGGAUCCGUGUUUCGUCCCUCCGCGGAUGGUACGAAGACGCAGCAACUGUCGCUCUCCAUCAGCGGUCACGCGCUCGAACGUAACGUUGACGCUAUGUUCGAUAUUCUAACCGAUCUCACAGAAUCGGUGAAGUGGCGCGGUGAAGAGGAACGCUUGAAGUUGUUACUUGCCCGACGCGCCACCGCGCUCGGGUCCUCCGUCGGUCAACAAGGGAUGACGUACGCCAGAGCUCUCGCCGGGUCGCAAAUCAACGCCGCGAGCGCGUUCGGUAACGAAACGGGCGGUAUGCCGCACGUCGGCUUGGUUUCUCGUCUUUCAAAGGAGAACGCCACAGAGGAAGUUGAGAACGCACUGAGCGAAAUCGCUGCCUAUGCACUUCGACCGGAGCGCGUGCAGCGUUGCCGACUUGCGUGCCAAAAGGAGAGCUUCAACGCGGCUGAGCGCUCCUUCGCGCAGUACCUGAAGAGUAUCAAACCCGUCGCCGUGGCACCGAGCGACAAGGAUACCGUAGAGACGAAGCUCAAGUCGUUCAAGCCAGAGUUAAAGAAAGUCUUUGUCUCCGUCACGGGCCAGACGAACUACUGCUCCGCAGCGCUCCCAGCACUUCCGUACACCCACCCCGACGCUCCGGCGCUGUUCUUACUCGCUCAGGCUUUGAGCGCAGGAUAUCUUCACCGCGAAAUUCGUGAAAAGGGCGGCGCGUACGGCGGUGGAUGCGCUUCAGAUCCGAUGAACGCCCUGUUCACUUUCUUCUCGUACCGCGAUCCGAACACGACGGAGACGCUGGACACGUUCGCCAAGUCCAUCGACUGGGCCACGACCGAAGGCAACAUCACGAAGAAGGAGCUCGAGGAGGCGCAACUUCGCGCGUUUAAGACGCUCGACGCCCCGCUCGCGCCCAGCGCUCGCGGGCAAUCCUCCUUCGUUUCCGGCGUCACCGAAGCCGAGCGGCAACGCUUCCGCGACGGCUUGCUCUGCGCGUCUCCCGAGGAUUUACGCCGCGCUGCGGCGCGCCACCUCGCCGGCGUCGAGCCCGCGAUCGCUAUCGUCGGUUCCGCCGAGAAGGCUCCGAUGGGCGACGCGAAGUGGAUCAACCUCGACGCCCAGGGCGCCCCGCGCGUCGCGUAG
Ostreococcus tauri is the source of this 3030-nucleotide messenger RNA. RefSeq names its product Metalloenzyme, LuxS/M16 peptidase-like. The record is from RefSeq and is a predicted model, not a curated record. Gene Ontology annotation, molecular function: metal ion binding. Gene Ontology annotation, biological process: protein processing. Lineage: Eukaryota; Viridiplantae; Chlorophyta; Mamiellophyceae; Mamiellales; Bathycoccaceae. The transcript has a single exon. Gene Ontology annotation, cellular component: mitochondrial matrix. Bases 1 to 3030 code for a protein of 1009 amino acids.